Messenger RNA from Passer montanus (Eurasian tree sparrow), 1089 nucleotides. RefSeq names its product ephrin type-B receptor 4-like. The record is from RefSeq and is a predicted model, not a curated record. Gene Ontology annotation, cellular component: neuron projection. The annotation marks the transcript as partial. The transcript has 8 exons. Gene Ontology annotation, biological process: protein phosphorylation; axon guidance. Gene Ontology annotation, molecular function: ATP binding; transmembrane-ephrin receptor activity. NCBI's taxonomy places the organism in Eukaryota, Metazoa, Chordata, Aves, Passeriformes, Passeridae.
AGUGGAUUUUGGGGUGUUUUGGGUGGAUUUUGGGGUGUUUUGGGUGGAUUUUGGGGCCCCGGGGUCUCCAUCCCCCCCUGUCCCCGCAGGCGCUGGCGGCUCCGGGCGGAGAAACGGCAACGAGACCCCGGGGGGCGCGGUGGCGCGUUCUACAUCGACCCCCUGACCUACGAGGAGCCCGAGGUGGCGCUGAGGGACCUGGCCCAGGAGAUCGACGUCACCUGUGUCACCAUCUGCGAGGUCAUCGGGGCAGGCGAGUUCGGCGAGGUGUGGCGCGGGCGGCUGGCGCUGCCGGGCCAGCCCGAGGCCGAGGUGGCCGUCAAGACGCUCAAGGGCGGCGCGGGCGAGCGGCAGCGGCGCGAGUUCCUGCGCGAGGCCGCGCGCAUGGCGCAGUUCCUGCACCCCAACGUGCUGCGGCUGCGCGGCGUCGUCAGCGCCGGCUCGCCCGCCAUGAUCGUCACCGAGUUCCUGGAGCACGGCGCGCUCGACGCCUUCCUCAGGGGCCGCGAGGGGACGCUGUCCCCGCUGCAGCUGGUGGCCAUGCUGCGCGGCAUCGCCGCCGGCAUGCGCUACCUGGCCGAGGCCGGCUUCGUGCACCGCGACCUGGCCGCGCGCAACAUCCUGGUGGACGCGCACCUCGUCUGCAAGGUGUCCGACUUCGGGCUGUCGCGGGCGCUGGACGGGGACAGGGACAACGACCCCACCUACACCAGCUCCCUGGGCGGGAAGAUCCCGAUCCGCUGGACGGCGCCCGAGGCCAUCGCCUUCCGCACCUUCACCUCGGCCAGCGACGCCUGGAGCUACGGCAUCGUCAUGUGGGAGGUGCUGAGCUUCGGCGAGCGGCCCUACUGGGACAUGUCCAACCAGGACGUGAUCGACGCGAUCGAGCAGGAGUACCGGCUGCCGGCGCCGCCGCGCUGCCCGGCGCCGCUGCACGCGCUGAUGCUGCAGUGCUGGCAGCGCGAGCGCAGCGCCCGGCCCAGCUUCCCGCAGCUGCUGCGCGCCCUCGGGGCACUGGGGGACCUGCUGCACAUGGGGGUGACGCUGCCCGGGCGGCAGAGCCCCCCCAAAGGGGACCCCCGGUGCUGA